Calypte anna (Anna's hummingbird) is the source of this 1392-nucleotide messenger RNA. RefSeq names its product phytanoyl-CoA 2-hydroxylase (gene PHYH). Gene Ontology annotation, molecular function: phytanoyl-CoA dioxygenase activity. The record is from RefSeq and is a predicted model, not a curated record. The coding region runs from base 94 to 1119 and encodes 341 amino acids. Gene Ontology annotation, biological process: fatty acid alpha-oxidation. The transcript has 9 exons. NCBI's taxonomy places the organism in Eukaryota, Metazoa, Chordata, Aves, Apodiformes, Trochilidae.
ACCGGGGCGGAGACCGCGGCGGUUCUGGUCCUGUCCGGCGGAUCCGCCUCUUGGGUCGGGUUGGGGACAGAGCGAACCGGGCGGGCAGGAAGGAUGGAGCAGCUCGGGAUGCGGUCAGGCCCGGCGGUUCGGCUGGACACCAUCCUCCGGCACCUCUGCCCGCGGCUGGGAGCAGCCCCUGCUCCUGUGAGUGUUCCUACUUCAGCCCACGUUAGUGCUAUGCCUCAGCCAGAGAGGUUUCGCUAUACCCUGGACAAUGAUCUCCUCACCACAGAGCAAAGGCAGUUCUACGAGGACAAUGGGUAUCUGCUCAUUAAGAAACUUGUUUCUGAUGAAGACAUCGAGAGAUUCAGGAAAGAGUUCAUGAGGAUCUGUAAAAAAGAGGUGAAGCCACCAGGAGCCAUGAUCAUGAAAGAUGAGUCCCUGAGAUCCCAGUAUGGUCAGUCUGAAAAAGCAGUUAAUAAAGUGCAGGACUUCCAGGAAGAUGAAGAGUUAUUCAGAUACUGUACUCUGCCAGAGGUCCUCAAAUAUGUUGAGUGCUUCACAGGGCCAAAUAUCAUGGCAAUGCACACCAUGCUGAUAAAUAAACUUCCAGAUUCUGAUAACCAGACUUUUCUCCACCCCAUGCAUCAGGACUUGCACUAUUUCCCCUUCCGGCCCGCGUCUCGCAUCGUCUGCUCCUGGACUGCCAUGGAGAGGGCUGACCAGGACAACGGGUGCCUGAUUGUCCAGCCAGGGACACACAAGACCCCCCUGCAGCCUCAUGGUUACCCAAAGUGGGAGGGUAAAACCAACAAACUUUUCCAUGGGCUGCUUGAUGAGGAUGAGAAAACUCCCAGGGUUCACCUUGUCAUGGAGAAGGGAGACACAGUCUUUUUCCAUCCUCUGCUCAUUCAUGGCUCUGGAAUAAACAAGACAUCAGGUUUCAGAAAGAGCAUAAGCUGCCACUUUGCCAGCUCAGAGUGCUACUACAUUGAUGUCAAGAACACGACCCAGGAGCACCUGGAGAAAGAACUGGUAGAAAUGGCUCGUGAGAAAUACAACAUGACUUCUGUGGCACUCAGGGACAUCUGGAACUUCCGAGCACGGCUUGUGCAAGGGGAAAGAAUUAACCUGUAGGAACCACCUCUGAAGAACAGGAUGGGAAACCUGUGCCCAAGAAUGAGUUUCUCUGAUCCAAGAGUGUGGCCCCUGCCUUGCUGGGCAGAAUGAUGUGUGCUUUGCUGACCUCUGUGGUGGUAACUUAGCCAAAGAUGUUGCCAUGCAGCACUUUUAUGCUAAUACAAAAUAGUUGCACGACAGCUGAUGUAAGGCAACAAAAACCUAACCUAGAAAAAGAGAUUUGGUGUGGUUAUCUUAGGCAAUCGAAGAUCUAAAAUCUUGAAAAUAACA